AUGCUACCCCCAGCGCCGCGCCUGCUUCAACUAGAAGCCCACUUCAUGCCCUACCAAUCAGAUUCGAAGGUGCCGACAAACGGUACUUUCGUUAAGGCUUGUGGACCACUCUCCAAGCAAGUAUAUGACGCCAACACCGGGUUGCUCACAUUCACACUUUACUUCACUGUCAAUUUACCUAUGGUAUCCCCGCGAGCGACAAAGGAGAAACUUUGGGAGGUGCUCAAGAGGAUGGGCGUUUUUGACGGCUGGUAUUACUAUCGAAUCUUCGUCGUUGACGACCGUCUCGUGUCACAUGAACAGUUUCUCUUGUGA
Fusarium verticillioides 7600 is the source of this 315-nucleotide messenger RNA. RefSeq lists its product as hypothetical. Bases 1 to 315 code for a protein of 104 amino acids. The record is from RefSeq and is a predicted model, not a curated record. The transcript has a single exon. NCBI's taxonomy places the organism in Eukaryota, Fungi, Ascomycota, Sordariomycetes, Hypocreales, Nectriaceae.